AUGUCAGACGAAAAUCAAGAUGAAUAAUAAUUUUAACCUGAAGAAGCAGAGAAGUAAAUUGUUUUAUACAUAGAAAAAGUUUUAUAAGGUAAACCAUAUAAAGAAGAUAUGGUUCCUCAUUAAAUAAAUGAAAUUUGUGAAUAAACUUUAGAAUACUUAAUUAAAUAAUAAAAACCAUAUAAAUACAUAGUAAACUGUAUGAUAAUGUAAUCUACAGGUUCAGGCGCAUGCGCAACAUAAAGUUGUUAUUGGGAUAGUGUUACAGACCAUAUAGUUACAGUAAAAUGGCCAAAAGAAAAUAAAGAAUACGCUAAAAAUUAACUUAGUGCAGUAGUAACUGUUUUUGCAACAUGUCUUAUUACAAAUCAUUGA
Ichthyophthirius multifiliis is the source of this 372-nucleotide messenger RNA. RefSeq lists its product as hypothetical. Gene Ontology annotation, biological process: microtubule-based movement. Gene Ontology annotation, molecular function: dynein intermediate chain binding. Gene Ontology annotation, cellular component: cytoplasm; cytoplasmic dynein complex. NCBI's taxonomy places the organism in Eukaryota, Ciliophora, Oligohymenophorea, Hymenostomatida. The transcript has a single exon. The record is from RefSeq and is a predicted model, not a curated record.